AAUAAUAAUUAACUAAUCAAAUACAGGAAUAAAAAUGUUAACUCUGACAACCCUGAUCAAAACACAGGAAGUGGACACGCGCACUGCCUCUUCCUACUCCUUUUCCGACAUGUUGAAUGAUGUAAGCGAGAUGUUCCUUAAUGUAACUUGGCUAAGCAUGUCUGAAAUAAAAUAAAAGCAACAAUUCCAGUCUAACCCAGCAGCUCCUCUGGGAUUCACCCCUUCCAUCCGUCUACUGUGCCGUGCCACGCAAUCUAUGUAAAUGAGUGUAAAUUCAAUUUGACUGCCUCUCUACCCCUCCUCAACUUUUUUUUUCUUCAUCCUCCCUUCCCAUGAAAUCAUCUUUUUGUUAGUCACAUAUCUUUCUUCUACGCCCGUUUAAUUUGAAACCUUUUUAAAAACACACACACAUAAUUAGCAUUUAAAUCUCUCAGUCGCCCCUCCCUCGCUCGCUCGCUCGCUCGCUCUCUGGUGGACUCGACAUGUCUCGGUCGCUAAGGCAACCAAUGCUUUUUUUUUUUUUCUCUUCUCCUCCCUUGCUCUCCCCUCUUUUCCCCUCACUCUCUGUCUCAUUCCCUCUCUCCAGUUGCCAGAGGUAGGCAUGAAGAGUGAUACGUGUCGGCCUGUGUGUGUGUGUGUGUGUGUGUGUGUGUGUGUGUGUUUGAGUGACAUUUUGCUUGGCAUUUACGCAGCAGUUGUAGAUGAGAAGUUGCCUGGCGCCGCUCAAAGUGUCAUUUGGACUUGGUGUUGGGCUGAUGAUGAUUUAUGAGCUGGCGUUGGGAGGACCGGAGCGGAGUGAGUGAUGGAUGUGGACUUUUUUGUGUUGAGGUGUUGCGAGUGAUGCAUAAUUGAGCGUUAAACUUCAAUGGACAUUUAGAGGAGAUUAGAGCUGGAAUUCUGCCAUCACUAUCCUUGUUAUCUGGCGAGCCGGACCCUCCCCCUUCGUCUUUCUCCCUCUCCUCUUCGUCUGUCUUAUCUUCCAGAGAUGAUCGGCGUGGUGGCGUCUCAGUGAACACGGCGAAGCGAUGGAGAGACGCUCCGUCUCUCCUGUCGCACGACUGACUGCCCUCGUCCUGGUCGCCCUGGCGACGCAGCCCUCCACCUGUAACCGUGACGACGGCGAGGGCGAGGAGCGGGUGGACGCCCUCUCCGUCCAGCUGUCCGUCACCACCCAGGUGACGCCCACCCCUCUCUGGGCGGUGGUGUGGGGACCCACGCAGCCCUUGGAGGACGAGACCUACCACUUCCUCUCCAGCCAGGAAACGGAGCACCUGCGCCAGCAAGGGGACCAGCGAGAGGCCGGCACUCCCGCGGCCGCCUCCGAGGACUGGCCCCGACCCGAUGCCAGCACGCGGCCUCGAGAGGGGUCUUGGAGCCAAGAGGACGGGAGGACGCAGGCGGAGGGGACAGAGCUGGAGGAAGAAGUGGACCCUCAGUUCUACGUCACUGUGACCAUCUCCUCGCUGCUCAUCCUGACUGCAAUCAUCAUCACCGCCAAACUCUGUUACGAUCGCAGUUGUUCCCAGCAUCCGCCCCCGCUCUCUCGCGGCGUGGCCCCUCCCCUCUCCCGCGCGCUCCCGUGCUCCCUUGCUUCCGAGGAGAGCCGCCAGACGCUGCACAGCACCUCCUCCUUCGCCGACCGAGAGAGGUAACGACUUGCCUUCGCCGGUGUGUAUGUCCAGGAUCCCGGUGGUGAACCUCUGAGGCGGCUAUUUUUCCAUACGCUGAAUAUUUCUGCCGUUGGAGCGUCAACAUUUUUUUUGCCUGCAGCAUCGUUUUUAUUUUCUCCAAAACUGUGAAAUGGGUUCAGGGACCAGAACGCACACUCCUCGGCUACCCCCGAGGUCUUUAAGAAGAAGAGGAAAGAAAAAAAAAAAAAAAACUCAUCUCGCUGCCUCUUUCCUUCCCUCCCCGUGUGCUAAAUUUCCUCCGCGCGGCUCUGCGUCACCGUUACGGCCCCCCGAGCUGCGACUCCACCGCUUGGACCCGCCAUGACUAAUUGACAAACAAACAGUUUAACAGCCGUGCAGCAUUCCAUUGCAGGACACAGUCUCUCUACCUGUGCUUCCAGUCUCCUCUCAAACCCAAGAAAACCAUGCCCGGAUUCCUCGCCAUCAUGCAUCAGCAUCUCCAGAGGAGGAUUUUGACAAAGCUGUUUAUCGGGGCUGCAGCCAACAGGCAAUGUGUUUAACAUGUCACGCUCCAAAAAUGCUCCCCGCUUCAAGAAUGUUGGAUAAAAAACUGCUAAUUCUCCGCGGUUUUCCUCCUGAUUUGUUCCUUUAAUUACCCGGCACUCACCUCAUAGCGAGCACCCUUUGUUCCCGCCCAGUGUUCCUUUCACCGUGCAGAUAAAAUAUUCAAGACGGGAAUGGAUAGUGGAGGAAUUUCUGCCAAGAAGCAACAAAUCCCAAAGUUUGUGUUUUCGUUUUCCUUCCUUCUUGUUGACAGUCAAGACAUUGUUGAAAACAAAACCCGCCAUCAUCUGCCUUCUCAUCUAAUAACUGUACGUCGUCCGUCUGUCGCCGUGGCACCAAAGGAACGUUCAUGUCGCGUCUGCCAGAUUUGCUUCAAAUCUAUUAUUCAUAAACGUCUAUUUUAUCUAUCAGCUCGUAACGUCCUAUAGAACCUCGCAAAGCCAAAUGUCAGAAGUUUGGUUUUCUCUGCAACUACUUCUUCGAAAUGACGCUUUAUGGACAAAAGUCUUGAGACAGAGCCCCCUAAUUAAUCUCGCUGAUGACGUUUUGGACCGUUCUGUGUUUCCGACAGGUUGGAAAUAACCUUUGGGAGGAACUACAAGUAGGGAUGGGUACCUUUUACAUUUCAACCGAUUUUCAGGUACCUAGGACAGUGUUUUUCAACCUUUUUUGAGCCGAGGCACAUUUUUUUUGCGUUGAAAAAAUGCGGAGGCACACCAGCAGCAGAAAUCAUUAAAAAACGAAACUCAGUUGACAGUAAAAAGACGUUGUCGCAAUUGUUGGAUAUGACUUUAAACAAUAACCAAGCAUGCAUCAAUAUAGCUCUUGUCUCAAAGUAGGUGUACUGCAGAGGUGGGUAGAGUAGCCAGAAAUUGUACUCAAGUAAGAGUACUGUUACUUUAGAGAUUUAUUACUCAAGUAAAAGUAAGG
Nerophis lumbriciformis (worm pipefish) is the source of this 3125-nucleotide messenger RNA. It is a transcript of the gene pianp, whose product is annotated as PILR alpha associated neural protein. Gene Ontology annotation, cellular component: membrane. The record is from RefSeq and is a predicted model, not a curated record. Gene Ontology annotation, biological process: regulation of immune response. NCBI's taxonomy places the organism in Eukaryota, Metazoa, Chordata, Actinopteri, Syngnathiformes, Syngnathidae.